CAGCAUUAAAAACCCCCACAAAUACAUAUCCAUGUUAGAAUUAUCCGCCCGGACAGUAUUCAUACCCGUUUAACCGAAACCCAAAUUUAGUGCUCUUCUUUUUUAAAAGAACCCCAUAGAUGGAAAGGGAAAAUUAGGAUUCAUAAAAGAGGAACCCAACCAAAUUCAACCCCUAUACAUGCUUUCUUCUUUCCUUCUCACUGCAACAUAAAUGCCUCAGGCUGGUAGUUCAUCACAGAUAAGGUGUCGAUGUGGUCUCAAAGCCCACCAUUUUACUUCAAGUACUCCAGCUAACCCCGGUAGAAAAUUCUAUAAAUGCCCGAGGCCCAAGAUAAUUUCUUGUGAUUUUUGGGAAUGGGAAGAUAAAAUAUUAUGCGAUAGUGCUAUGACUGAAAUAACAGGAUUAACGUCGUCGUUGGAUGUUGUUAAUAUUGAAAGGUACAAAUUGAGAGAAGAAGUAAUUUCCAUGAAAGAUAUGAACCAAUCUGAAGCUAAUAAUGUCGGAAAAUUAGAAGAAAGAGUUUCACUUUUGAAGAUGUUGAUUAUUGCUUCAUGGGCACUAUUUCUGGGAUUCUUUGUCGCGUCUGUGAUGAAGUAAAGUAGCAGUUAUUGAUUUAGUUUAGUAGGCUUUUGUUUGGUUUAGCUUAGUAGGCUUAUGUUUGGUUAAGAAUCUGCAGAUAUAAAAUUGCAAGUAAUGCAUUUGAAGCUUUUUUGUGAUGAAGUUAUGCAUGUAAGCUUAGUAAUGUAUGUAAUGUAUGCAAGAUUUUCAGUGAUGUAUGUAAGCUUAGUAGGCUUUUGUUUGCUUA
Messenger RNA from Nicotiana tabacum (common tobacco), 806 nucleotides. The record is from RefSeq and is a predicted model, not a curated record. NCBI's taxonomy places the organism in Eukaryota, Viridiplantae, Streptophyta, Magnoliopsida, Solanales, Solanaceae.